CUCCGUCGGAGGAAGAAAUCUUAGGAAGGAUAGGACCCUGACAGUAUGAAAACUGCCCAAGAGCUGUUUUGAGGGAAGGUGAUGAUGACUUCCUUGAUGCUAUAGAGAUCCUUCAGCGGGAGUGCUGGUGGCUUGUUUGAAGAAGGCUUCAAGUGACUUACACCUGUACAGCCAGCAGAUAAAAAUCAAGCCCAGUGGUGUCUGUGGAGCUUCAGUUAUUUGUGCUUUUUCGGGAGGAGGGGAAGGAGAAGAAAAUGGCAGUUGACUGCUGUCUAGUUUACUGUGCACUGAGUCAGGUGCAGAGCAUGGAGAAUGAUGAACUUCCGCCAGAGGAUGGGCUGGAUUGGUGUGGGGUUGUAUUUGCUAGCAAGUGCUGCAGCUUUUUAUUAUGUCUUUGAAAUCAAUGAGACUUACAAUAAACUAGCACUGGAGCACAUUCAGCAGCACCCCAAGGAACCACAGGAGGGAACCACAUGGACACACUCCUUAAAAGUACGACUGCUAUCCUUGCCUUUUUGGCUGUGGACUAUAAUCUUUUUAAUACCGUAUUUACAGAUGUUCUUGUUUCUCUAUUCCUGUACAAGAGCUGACCCCAAAACUGUUGGCUAUUGCAUCAUUCCUAUCUGCUUGGCUGUUAUUUGCAAUCGUCAUCAAACAUUUGUGAAGGCCUCUAAUCAGAUCAGUAGAUUACAGCUGAUUGACACUUAACUCAGUUUCUAGUUUCUGUAGCUAUUUUGAAGCAAUUGCAUACACCUGAUCUAAUCACAGGACCGAAGUUCUGAGCGAAGGCUGGCAAGAGCCUUUUCUUUCAAACUGUUAAGCAAUGAACAGUGACUGUUUUCUAUUAAAAAAAAAACUUAAUUCCAAAAGUUUUUAAAGUAUUGGUCUAUCAAAAUGACUUGAGUGGGGGAGUUCUAUGUGACACAUGAUGGAAGUAUUCCUCAUUUUGCCUUAAUGAUGCAGAACUGCUACACUCCAUCUGAAACAUUCUUUGGGAAAAUAAGUUUCUGCUCUAUGACUUUACUCCUCUGUGCAAAAAAAAAAAAAAAAAAAAAAAAAAGCUACGUCCUUCAUUUUUCUUGGAGUAAAAUCAAUGGAAAGAUAAUUCUUCUGUGAAAAAUGUAAAAGAAAAAAGAUCAGAAGAUGAUUAUAGAAGUUGCACUUAGAACAGUUUUUUGCUUUUUCUUUUUUUUAAAGUAAUUCAUACUUACAUCAGUGCUCCUAACACAUUUUAAAAAUAAAUUUAGGAAAUGCAGGAAGCAAAGAAUAAAGAAUGUGCAAAUCAUUGAAGAGAGAAAGAUAGAUAUCUAUUUUUUCUCUGAGGUAUCAUAUAUUUUUUUUCUCCAUUGACUAGAAUAGCAGGUAGCAGGCAGGCAGUGAGGAGUGGCACAGACCUGGAGGUGCUUUAAACUUCUUCUCUACAGUGUCAAAAGCAGUUUGUGCUGGCGUUGGGCUAUAAGAAGCACAAAGCUUUGUGUUUUCUUCUUCUUUCUUUAGAAAUCUCCUUUGGUAAAAUUACAGUUGGAAUUUUCUACUAUUCUAAUGUCUCUCCAGACCUGCAAAAACAUAUUGUGUGAGUACUGAUGCGUUAAGAAGACUUUACAUUUGUGAAAGUUAAACUGUUACCAAGUUGGGGAGUGCUCUAAGCCUGUUGUAGGACAAAUACUAUCUCUCCCAGAAUUCUGAGUAAGAUACCCUCUUCUUGUUCUGGAAAGAAAUGUGGCUUUCUUCAGUCACACUGAAAUCCCAUUGGCAUUUCUUACCAUAAUUUCACCCUGUUUUUCAGUGCUAUUUUGAUGUCACAUUUAUUUCUGACUACUGGACUGUGUUUUGUCCUUCUUAGAGUAACUAAAUUUUUGAGCCAUGAUGGAAGUAACCUUCUGAUUGUGAAAACAUUGCAAAAUAUGGACUUCAAAAGCAGUAGGCCCAAAACAGUUAUGCACUGAACUUCUCACUUAUCUUUUCUUUUUUUUUAUUUGAUUGUACGUGAUUGUCAGUACCUAACGAUCACAGAUGCUAAUCCAGUUCUGACAACUUUAAGGGAAUCUUGGACAUUAUCAUCUGUUUCCUGCUUUGGAAAGAAUGUGUUGCUGUGUUCAAGGGUGGUGGUUACAGCACCUUAAACAUUGGUUGCAUUUGGAGAUACUUGUAGACUGUGGUCUCAGAUGCCAGCAGGGGUGCUAGGACCUAAAAACACGAUGUAGCCUUUACAAGAAGGUUUUUAAGUUCAAAGUGCAAUAUGAAAAGGAGGAAGCUGCCAUCUUAAUAUGCUGGAGUAAGAAUAAACUCUGACUGCUCCUGUCUUUUGGAGUCAGAGCUUUUAAGUUGUGUUGUUUCUUAACUCUAAAGAUCACCAUCUUAUUUAUCUAUAAAAUAAAAAACUUUUCAAUGUUUAUAAA
This is a messenger RNA of Lagopus leucura (white-tailed ptarmigan), 2399 nucleotides long. It is a transcript of the gene LYSET, whose product is annotated as transmembrane protein 251. NCBI's taxonomy places the organism in Eukaryota, Metazoa, Chordata, Aves, Galliformes, Phasianidae. The coding region runs from base 313 to 708 and encodes 131 amino acids. The record is from RefSeq and is a predicted model, not a curated record. The transcript has 3 exons.